GCUGCACAGCGGCAUGGUGAAGCGCAAGAGCUCCGAGGAUGCAGAGCGAGAGUGCGGCCGGGGCAUCCCUCUCCCCAUCCAAACCUUCCUGUGGAGGCAGACCAGUGCCUUUCUAAGACCAAAGCUGGGAAAACAGUAUGAAGCUUCCUGUGUGUCCUUUGAACGUGUUUUGGUGGAGAGCAAGUUGCAUGGCCUCUCGCCUGCUCUCUCUGAGGCCAUCCAGAGCAUAACACGUUGGGAACUAAUACAGGCUGCCUUGCCUCAUGUACUCCACUGUACAGCUACACUACUGUCAAAUCGGAAUAAACUUGGCCAUCAAGAUAAACUUGGUGUUGCAGAGACAAAGCUUCUUCAUACACUGCAUUGGAUGCUCCUGGAUGCUCCUUUCGAAUGCAGUAAUGAGACUGCAACCACCUUUGGUACUUCAAGAGGAGGGGGGUCCAGUUGGUCUGGAAGCAGCAGUGCUUUUGUUCACCAAGUUGAGAAUCGUGGAUCUCCAGGCCAGCCUGGGCAAGGCAGUGCCACUGAGGAGGAGGAGCAUACAAGACCUAAGCUAUUCACAAAUUCAAUGGCCACUGUAGAGUUGUUUGUCUUCUUGUUUGCACCACUUGUCAAUAGAAUUAAGGAAUCAGAUCUUACCUUUCGCUUGGCGAGUGGUCUUGUGAUUUGGCAGCCAAUGUGGGAGCACAGGCAUCCUGAAGCACCAGCAUUUACAGCUCUUGUAAAACCUAUCAGAAAUAUUGUUACAGCUAAAAGAACUUCACCCUUAAACAACAGAGAAACACCUUGUGACUCUGAUAAAGCUGAAACAACAGGUUUUCAAGUGGUUUGUGAGACUGUUCAGCUCGACUCUGUAUCUCCAGAGACCAGAAAACAGAGCUGUCAUCAAAGAAAUUCAUUUGAAGCACCUGGAGCCUCCCAGGACAAAGAAACUUCAAACUCCAGAACUUCAAUAACCAUACCACCGAGUCAGAAAUCUCGAUAUGCCACCUAUUUCGAUGUUGCUGUAUUGCGCUGUCUGCUGCAGCCCCAUUGGUCAGAAGAAGGUAUCCACUGGUCACUGAUGUAUUACUUACAAAGACUUCGACAGAUUCUAGAGGAGAAGCCAGAUAGACCUUCUGAGCCUGAAAUAACUCACUUACCUAGACCACGCAGUAGUUCCAUGGUAGCGGCAGCUCCUUCGCUGGUUAACACCCAUAAGACACAGGAUCUUACUUUGAAGUGCAAUGAAGAGGAAAAGUCCCUCAGUUCUGAAACAUUUUCUAAGGUGUCUGUGACAAAUCUGAGACGACAAGCUGUUCCAGACCUUUCUACCGACCUAGGAAUGAAUAUCUUCAAAAAGUUCAAGACUCGGAAAGAGGAGCGUGAACGCAAAGGCUCGAUCCCAUUCCAUCACCCAGGUAAAAAGAGGCAGCGACGAAUGGGAAUGCCAUUCCUCCUUCAUGAGGAUCAUUUAGAUGUGUCACCGACUCGAAGCACAUUUUCAUUUGGAAGCUUUUCUGGAACUGGAGAAGAAAGGCGUGGUUUGGAGAGAGGCGGGUGGCAAGCUACAAUACUGGGAAAAUUCACACGACGCGGGAGUUCAGAUACUGCAACAGAAAUGGAAGGCAUGAGUGCUAGGCAUUCCCAUUCCCAUCAUACCUUGCUAAGUGAUAUACCUGAUCACUCUAAUAGUCAUGGAGAUAACACAGUUAAAGAAGUGAGAUCACAGAUUUCCACAAUCACUGUAGCCACUUUCAACACCACAGUAGCUUCCUUCAAUGUGGGAUAUUCUGAUUUCUUCAGUGAACACAUGCGAAAGUUGUGUAACCAAGUGGCUAUACCUGAACUGCCCCAUGAGCCGCUAGCAUGUGCCAACCUGCCUCGAAGUCUGACUGAUUCCUGUAUCAACUACAGCAGCCUUGAGGAAACUGAAAACAUGGAAGGAACUAACAAUUUUGUCAAGAAAAAUGGAAUGCUUGAUCUUGGGGUCAUUCUAAAAGCGUUGUUUGUGGUACUUAACCAUGAUAUCAGUUCUCGUAUAUGUGAUGUGGGGCUAAACGUCAUUGACUGCCUACUGCAGCUGGAAGUGGUUCCUUCAGCGGAUAAAAAAUACAAAAUUGAAGAAAAUAAGGAGAAUAAUACAGAUGAGAAACGGCAGAAAGAAGCAACCAGUCAGCGAGCAGCACCAACAGGAUCAUCUGGUACUUUUGGAGCACCACCAGAGGAUGGAAAUGGAAAUGCAAGUGGAGGCGGAGAUGGUGGCGGAGGAGGUGGAGGUGGUGGUGGAGAUGACGGAGAUAAAAAGAGCAAAAAUCAGGAGGUGGAUGAAGAUACCGCAGGCAACAUUCAUAAACUUACUUUAACAAUGCUGAUCAAAAUAGUGAAGUCACUGGGAUGCGCCUAUGGUUGUGGUGAGGGCCACCGUGGCCUGUCAGGAGAUCGCCUCCGCCUUCAAGCACAGAACUGUCUUACUAGAUUGUACAAACUUAGCAAAGUACAUUUUCGCCAAACUCUGCGGGAGUAUGUGAACAAGGAUUCCCUGAACAAUGUAGUGGAUUUCUUACAUGCUUUGCUAGGGUUUUGCAUGGAACCAGUUACUGACAACAAGGCUGGAUUUGGAAAUAAUUUUACCACUGGGGAUAGUAAAUCAGCUGCACGAAGUAUGGAGGCAAUAAUCGUGAGCUGCAUGUUCAAACCUCUGAUCACACGAUGUGCAUCCACUACACAUGAAUUACACAGUGCUGAAAAUCUGGGACUUUAUUGUGACAUUCGUCAACUUGUUCAAUUCAUCAAAGAGGCUCAUGGCAAUGUUUUUAGAAGGGUGGCACUAAGCGCUCUCCUUGAUAGUGCAGACAAGGUAACACCUGGCAAAAAACCCGAGGAAACUGAAGAAAAGAAAGUGUCAGUCAGCAAAAGAGUUGAAGGAGGAUUAAGCACUGAUAAAGCUCAGGUCUCAGCAGCGCCAGAUGAAUGCCGAAGUAUGGUCUCCAGUCGUCCUCCUCAGACUCCGGAACACGAAGAACAAAUUCCAGGAGCUCUUUUGGGUCGAAAAGACUUUUGGCGCAAAAUGUUUAAAUCUCAAAGUGCUGCAAGCGACACGAGCAGCCAAUCUGAGCAGGAUACCUCUGAAUGCACAACUGCUCAUUCUGGAACCACCACAGACAGACGCUCACGGUCACGGUCUAGAAGAAUUUCUCUCAGGAAAAAACUGAAACUUCCAAUAGGAAACUGGUUGAAACGUUCUUCGCUGUCAGGGUUAACUGAUGGUGUUGAAGACCUCCUGGACAUAAGCUCUGUAGACAGACUUUCAUUUAUACGGCAGAGUUCAAAGGUUAAGUUUAACAGUGCAGUUAAGCUCUCAGAAGCUGAGGGCCUGGAGGAUGGGCGAGAUGAAGAGGAGAACUUCUUCAAGCGUCUUGGCUGUCGUAGCUUUGAAGAACACCUUGCAGCCAGUCAAGAAGGAAGUAAAAACAAAAAUAUUGUGAAUCUUGGAGCGAUCAGACAGGGCAUGAAACGGUUCCAGUUCCUUUUAAAUUGCUGUGAACCUGGUACAAUUCCUGAUGCUUCGAUCCUAGCUGCAGCUCUUGACCUGGAAGCACCAGUGGUAGCAAGGGCAGCACUAUUCCUGGAGUGUGCCCGGUUUGUACAUCGUUGCAAUCGAGGAAACUGGCCAGAAUGGAUGAAAGGACACCAUGUAAAUAUCGCUAAAAAAGGUUUAUCCCGAGGAAGAUCACCAGUGGUUGGAAAUAAGCGUAAUCAGAAAUUACAGUGGAAAGCAGCAAAACUCUUCUGUCAGUGGGGUGAGGCUAUUGGGAACAGGCUGAAUGAACUGUGUCACACAGAGAGUGAAAGCCCAGCAAACAUAUUGAGUUUCAUUUAUGAUGAUGAGACUAAACGAAGGUUGAGGAAAGAAGAUGAAGAAGAAGACUACCUUGAUGACAAUACCGUUAAUCCCACCAAAUGUGGUUGUCCAUUUGCAUUAAAGAUGGCAGCAUGCCAACUUCUUCUAGAGAUAACAACAUUCCUUCGGGAAACCUUUCCCUGUUUGCCUCGACCACGUACAGAGCCUCUUGUUGAUUUGGAAAGCUGCCGACUCCAUCUGGAUCCUGAAUUAGAUCGACAUAGAUAUGAACGGAAAAUCAGUUUUGCUGGAAUUAUUGACGAUGAACAAGAUUCAAAGGAUUCACCUCACAGCAGCAGUCAUACCCUCAAGUCAGAUACAGCCUGUGAAGAGAAAAAAGGGCCGAGCAGAAAAGGAAGACCAGGAGGCUCACGCCUACUUCAGAUAAAGGGGGCACGAAGCUUUCGAAUAAAGAAGGGUGGUUCUUUGUCAAGCAUACGCCGAGCUGGAAGCUUGAAGAGCACAAAGCUUUCACGGCAGGACUCUGAGUCAGAAAAUGAAGAAGUUCUAUUAUCUCAAAGCCAUGACACAGUUACUGACAUUGGUAGCAGCCCCUGGAGUACAAGUGAACCUAGUAUUGAGCCAGAAGGUUUGAGCACAGUAGGAACAGAAGAAAAUUACCAUAGAAACAUGACAUGGUUGCCAGUUAUGAUCUUGCUGUGCAGCCAACAAAGCUUCAUCUGCUGCCAUAUUGAUUACUGCCACCCUCGCUGUUAUCAGCAUCACAGCCGCUCUUGCGCUCGGCUUGUGCGGGCAAUCAAGCUCCUAUAUGGAGACACUGUGGAUUCAGUCCGAGAUGAUGACACUACCAGCAAAGUGGGCUUGAGGGCCAAGAAAUCAAAAGAGUGCUCUGAGAAGUCAUGCUUACGUACACCUUCUUUAAAAAAAAGAAUACCUGUUACAAGUUUGGAAGGAAAAAAGGAUUCUGGAAUGUUGAAAUAUAUUAGGACUCAGGUGAUGAGCCUGUCUCCUGCCCCGCUGUCUUUGUUGAUCAAAGCAGCUCCUAUACUGACUGAAGACAUGUACGGUGACAUACAACCUGCAGCUUGGGAACUUCUCCUCAGUGUGGAUGAACACAUGGCUGCAGCAGCUGCUGCCAUGUUUCUACUGUGCGCAGUUAAAAUACCUGAUGCUGUGUCAGAUAUGGUGAUGUCCGAAUUUCACCAUCCAGAAGCAGUACAGCGCAUUAAUGCCAUUGUGAAAUUUAAUACACUCUGGAGAUUCAGAUACCAGGUUUGGCCACGUAUGGAAGAAGGUGCUCAGCAGAUCUUUAAGAUUCCACCACCAAGUAUAAACUUCACCCUACCUUCUCCAAUUUUGGGUAUGCCAUCUGUACCAAUGUUUGAUCCACCUUGGGUUCCCCAAAGCACUGGUCGUGUACAGGAUCCAAUCAGUGAAGAUCAGUCUAAAUCAUUUUCCGCUCGCGCAGUUUCCCGGUCCCACCAACGAGCUGAGCAUAUUUUGAAGAACUUGCAGCAGGAAGAGGAGAAGAAGCGACUCGGUCGUGAGGCCAGCCUGAUCACAGCCAUUCCUGUCACACAAGAGGCCUGUUAUGAACCAACCAACACUCCUCCACCUGAACUGGAGGAAGAAGUUGAAGAUGCCGCCAACUUAGCAUCCCGCCGACUGUCUGUCAGUCCUUCCUGCACAUCCAGUACAUCCCAUAGAAAUUACUCAUUCCGUCGAGGCUCGGUAUGGUCAGUGCGGUCAGCAGUAAGUGCUGAAGAUGAGGAAGAUGCCACAGAGAAUACACCAACACAUCAUGUAAUACAGCCUCCCCAGGCUGUAUUUCCUGCAUGCAUCUGUGCUGCUGUGCUGCCAAUUGUUCAUCUCAUGGAGGAUGGAGAGGUACGAGAAGAUGGAGUGGCAGUGAGUGCUGUAGCACAACAGGUACUGUGGAAUUGUUUGAUUGAAGACCCUGCACUCGUCCUGCGCCAUUUUCUGGAGAAACUCACUAUUAGCAAUCGUCAGGAUGAACUGAUUUACAUGCUGCGAAAACUUCUGCUAAAUAUUGGAGACAUGCCAGCUCAGACCUCCCACAUUCUCUUCAACUACCUGGUUGGUCUGAUCAUGUACUUUGUCCGCACCCCUUGUGAAUGGGGCAUGGAUGCAAUCUCAGCCACUGUCACCUUUCUAUGGGAGGUUGUUGGUUAUGUUGAAGGGCUUUUCUUCAAAGACCUAAAACAGACAAUGAAAAAGGAACAGUGUGAAGUCAAACUGCUGGUUACAGCCUCUAUGCCAGGUACAAAGACUUUAGUUGUCCAUGGACAAAAUGAAUGUGAUAUUCCAACGCAACUUCCUGUCCAUGAGGAUACACAGUUUGAAGCUGUUCUUAAGGAAUGCUUGGAAUUUUUUAAUAUUCCUGAAGCUCAGUCAAACCAUUACUUUUUGAUGGAUAAGCGUUGGAAUCUGAUACAUUAUGCGAAAACUUAUGUACGAGAUAUUUAUCCAUUUCGGCGAUCUGUCUCACCACAGUUGAACCUUGUCCAUAUGCUUCCUGCAAAAGGGCAAGAGCUGAUCCAGAAACAGGUGUUUACUCGGAAGCUGGAGGAGCUCGGUCGGGUGAUGUUUCUGAUGUCUCUUACUCAGCACAUGCCUUCCGUACACAAACAAUCACAUGUAUCCUUGUUGCAAGAGGAUCUUCUGAGACUUCCAUCAUUUCCUCGAAAUGCAGUUGAUGCAGAAUUUUCACUGUUCGCUGACCAUCAAGGCAAAGAAUUAUUUGGUCUUGAUACCCUUCACAAGAGUAUGUGGAUCAAACUCUUGGAGGAGAUGUUUUUGGGUAUGCCCAGUGAAUUUCCCUGGGGAGAUGAGAUAAUGCUCUUCCUGAAUGUGUUUAAUGGGGCUUUAAUCCUUCAUCCUGAAGACAGUGCAUUGCUUCGUCAAUAUGCAGCUACAGCUAUCAAUACUGCAGUGCACUUCAAUCAUCUCUUUUCACUGAGUGGCUAUCAGUGGAUCCUUCCUUCCAUGCUUCAGGUCUAUGCUGAUUAUGAAAGCAAUCCAUUGCUACGCCAAGCAAUUGAGUUUUCUUGCCGACAGUUUUAUGUUUUGCAUCGAAAGCCUUUUAUUCUUCAAUUAUUUGCAAGUGCAGCACCACUACUGGAGUUCUCAGAUGUUACGACAAGUGGAUCAGCUAAAGGUGUGUCUUCUCAAUGUCUGUUUGACCUUUUGGUGUCUUUGGAGGGUGAUACACAAGAUGCGUUGGACGUGCUGGAAUUAGUGAAAGCUGAGAAACCUCUCAAAUCUCUCGAUUUCUGCUAUGGAAAUGAAGAUCUUGCCUUCUCUAUUAGUGAAGCUAUUAAACUUUGUGUUACUGUAGUUGCAUAUGCACCGGAAUCACUUAGAAGUCUUCAAAUGCUGAUGGUGCUAGAGGCACUGGUUCCCUGCUACUUGCAGAAACUAAAGAAGCAAACCAUUCAAUUGGAAUCAUCCUCCGCAGCAAGGGAUGAAAUCACUGCUAUUGCUUCACUCGCCACAUCGUUACAAGCCCUAUUAUAUAGUGUUGAAUCUCUCACCAGACCAAUGACAGCUCCUCAAAUGAGCAGGUCCGACCAAGGUCAUAGAGGAGCUCCAACAGCCAAUCAUGCCAUGUCUGGAGGAGCCAAUACAAGGACAUUGUUACUUUUCUGCAGAGAUAACCUUCAUUUGUUAGAAGAGGGCCAGAGUCUGCCAACUGAGGAAUUGGAUGAGCGUAUAGCGAGAGAGGAAUUCCGCAGGCCUCGGGAGUCUGUCCUAAACAUUUGCACUGAAUUCUUCAAGCACUGUGGCCCCAGGUUGAAAAUUCUUCAGAAUAUGGCCGGAGAACCAAGGGUUACCUCUCUUGAAUUACUUGAUGUGAAGUCACAUAUGAGGUUGGCUGAAAUUGCACAUUCCCUUCUAAAACUUGCACCAUACGACACUCAAACAAUGGAGAGUCAUGGACUUCGGAGAUACAUCAUGGAAAUGCUUCCAAUCACUGACUGGACUGCAGAAGCUGUGCGACCAGCUCUUAUCCUAAUCUUAAAGAGAUUAGAUCGGAUGUUCAAUAAGAUUCACAAGAUGCCAACCUUAAGGCGCCAGGUGGAGUGGGAAGCUGCGAGCAGUUUAAUUGAAGGCAUUUGUGUCACCCUGCAAAGGCAGCCAAUCAUUUCAUUCCUGCCACAUCUCAGGUCAUUGAUUAAUGUUUGUGUCAAUUUGGUAAUGGGUGUGGUUGGACCUUCCAGUGUUGCCGAUGGUCUGCCUCUUCUACACUUAAGCCCAUAUCUUUCUCCGCCUCUACCUUUCAGCACAGCUGUCGUUCGGCUCGUCGCGUUACAGAUUCAGGCUUUGAAAGAAGACUUCCCAUUGAGUCAUGUGAUUUCCCCAUUUACGAAUCAAGAAAGAAGGGAAGGCAUGCUCCUGAAUCUUCUGAUACCGUUUGUGCUAACAGUUGGAACGGGAAGCAAAGAUAGUCCAAAUUUGGAGCAGCCUGAGGUUUUUCUGCUGUUACAAACAGUAAUCAAUAUUCUCCUUCCGCCACGAAUCAUCAGCACUUCCCGCAGCAAGAACUUCAUGUUGGAAAAUUCUCCAGCCCACUGCUCCACCCCUGGGGAUGCUGGGAAGGAUCUUCGCAGGGAAGGCUUGGCAGAAUCCACAAGUCAGGCAGCUUACUUAGCUUUAAAGGUGAUCCUUGUCUGCUUUGAGCGGCAUUUGGGUAGUCAAUGGUACAAACUUAGUUUGCAAGUUAAAGAAAUGGCAUUGCGGAAGGUUGGUGGUCUAGCGAUGUGGGAUUUCAUCGACUUUAUAGUGAGAACCAGAAUCCCUAUCUUCAUUCUUCUGCGACCUUUCAUCCAAUGUAAGCUGUUAAGUCAACCAGCAGAAAAUCAUGAAGAAAUGACUGCAAGGCAUCACAUUGUGGACCAGCUCGAGCGUCGGUUCAUUCCAAGACCACUCUGCAAGAGUUCUCUAGUUGCUGAGUUUCACAGUGAAUUAAAAAUCCUGAAGGAAGCAGUGCACAGUGGAUCAGCAUACCAAGGCAAACCUUCCAUCAGCACUGUGGGAACCUCCACAUCAGCUUACCGCUUGAGUCUGGCCACCAUGUCUCGUUCAAACACGGGGACAGGCACUGUGUGGGAGCAGGACAGCCAACCUUCUCAUCAGGCCUCUCAGGACACACUAAGCAGGACUGAUGAGGAGGAUGGUGAAAAUGACACCGUUAGCAUGCCUAGCGUUGUUAGUGAACAGGAAGCAUAUUUGGCCAGCAGCAGUAGGGGGCAUCGUCGAUUUUCAAGCCAUGUCUCUAGCAUGUCUGCUCCUCAGUCAGACUCGGGCCUCAGAAUUUUGCCCAGCAACAGUGAACCUAAUGUCCUCGAUGAAUCCCAGGGGCUGGCUGCUGAGAUUAACCUUUCUAGGGUAGCAAGUGUUCAAAGUGAACCUGGGCAGCAGAAUCUGCUUAUACAACAACCAUUGGGAAGAAAGAGAGGUCUCCGGCAGCCACGCCGCCCUCUCCUCUCGCGUCCAAAGUUACAAGCUGAAGCAAGGGGACGGCAGGGCGCCCGACUGUCUACAACCAGACGCAGCGUUCAGCCAAAAGCCAAAUCUCUAGAGCAAAAGCGGUCAGUGACCUUCACUGAAAUGCAGCAGGAUACCCUCGCUCCUCAGCAACAAGCAACAAUUGCCGAGGGGAAGGAAAGUGCUAUGGAGCAGGCAGAGAGCAGCAAACCAGAAGCAGCUGGGACAUCAAUGCCUGCUACUUCACCAGUUUCAGCAGCAACGCCUAGAUCCCCUCUAAUUCAGGAUCCGAGCAAUCUAGACCACUGCCAGAUGAAGCCAACAUUUUCAGAGUCUGAAAGCAAAGACUCAAAGACAGAUAAAAUGCUGACAGCACAAACCGAAUCUGCAUAUCAGCCCCCUAUCUCUGCCAGCGAUGACCUUACGGGGCUUGAAUCAAGCAGCUUACUUCAACAUACAGACACCGUCCUGCAUAUCAGUGAAGAGAAUGCUCCAGAAAAUCCUCUUCUUUCUGAUCCAUUCAGUUUGUUGAAUAUGGAAGCUGGUAAGACUGACAUAAAUCUGGAUGAAUCCUACACCUGAAGCAGUUCUUUUCUUGAACUGGCCCCAUAUCCUUGAU
This is a messenger RNA of Rhincodon typus (whale shark), 9971 nucleotides long. Its product is annotated as unc-80 homolog, NALCN channel complex subunit. Bases 14 to 9934 code for a protein of 3306 amino acids. Lineage: Eukaryota; Metazoa; Chordata; Chondrichthyes; Orectolobiformes; Rhincodontidae. The record is from RefSeq and is a predicted model, not a curated record. Gene Ontology annotation, biological process: monoatomic cation homeostasis. The transcript is spliced from 64 exons. Gene Ontology annotation, molecular function: monoatomic cation channel activity. Gene Ontology annotation, cellular component: cation channel complex; axon.